Molecule: messenger RNA, 3143 nt
Organism: Paramisgurnus dabryanus
Lineage: Eukaryota; Metazoa; Chordata; Actinopteri; Cypriniformes; Cobitidae
Gene: c19h6orf62
Product: chromosome 19 C6orf62 homolog
Source: RefSeq, a predicted model, not a curated record
GCUUGACGCGUGUCGGCCAUUUUGGGUUGUUUGUUCUGCGAGGAGCGCUUGUUAUUUUCCAGACAAACACGGAUCAAAGACCGAAACAAUCGAAAGAAACGCACGAAAGACAUUUUACCCUUUCCCUCCAUCAUUAUGGGUCCACCGCGAUGCAGAUGCCGCCGUCUGUUACCUGAGAGAACGGAGGAUUUCGGUCGGUUUGUCAGUUUAUCUUGACAUGGCAUGCGGGCGUGUGACGACUGUGGAAAAGCUCAAAAACAAACGGAGACCAUCGAGCUAAACAUCCGCCGAGGAUAGAUCGAUCCAGGGCGGUUUUGCACUGAGAUUAGUAUUUGAAGACGAGGGGUUCUCGUUAGGAUUGUUUUACAGUACUUGCUCGAAUCGCAACGAGCUUGGAAGAAAUUUCGAGAAAAUGGGGAGAAACAAUAGUUAGCCAGCUAAGCAGUAACGCACGAAGCAAGUCCCUGCUAACAUCGCGAUAAACAAAACGGGAGAAACCAAAAUGUAAAAAUCUGACCAUUGAUACAUAUUCGUUUGUCUGCUCUUAAAUAUUUAAGCAUAUUAAUGAGAUAUGUAGCUCCUUUCGAUCAGGUUAUCGGUGGCGAACGUGUGUUUUCAUCUUAGCUAGCAUUAGUUUGCUAGCCGGCCACAAUAAAAGCGUCACAAUGAAACUCAGCCGUGGCAGAAGAGUUCGUGGGUCCGUUUUAUGCCCUUAAACCCUAAGAUGUCCAGUAAAUUCUGUGUUUUUACUCCGUGCCAAGAUAUCCUGGCAUUUGCAUUUCUCUGCCAUGGUUGUCUUUCUCACUUGUCAUUAAAUUGUGCUUUUACGAGACGGUUUAUACCAAGACAUGGAUACAAAGCAGAAUCGCCAAUCCUGGAAGAGACUUCACAAAGUCCGCAAUAAUAGUCAAGUCUCUCGGUCAGCUUUUUAGAUAACGUUAAGGUUUAUUUGUCUAAAACAAGGGAUUUGUCCCCUUGCACACACAAACACGUACACAAAACUGUCGGUAUGGAUUUUCAGUGUAGCAGGCAUUUGUGGCACAUGUCCUUCUUUCAGUGAUUAAAACAAAGGAUUUACUAUUAAAUUGUUGGUUUCAUUUAGUUCAAACUAAGCCUUGGCUUGUUUUUUGUUUGAAAAAUGGUGUAACACAUCAAAAUAUAGAUACAGUACAAAUUUACGUGGCCCAAAAGCACUAUCCAUAUUGAUUUAAAAAAUGACUUGAUUUAAUUUUGGUAAGUUUAUUCUCUAAUUGCAAUUGGCAUGUACCGCAAGUAGUGCUUGGUUAUAGUUUUUAGUUUGUAAAAGACUUUGAAAGACAGCAUAUUUAAAAAACACAAAAAAAUUGAAGUACGUAGGCAAAAUUAUUACUGCUAGUUACAAUGGGUGACCCAAAUACUCGCCGAAAUCACACGAGAAACCGACUUCGUGCCCAGCUACGAAAGAAAAGGGAGUCUCUGGCCGAUCAGUUUGACUUCAAGAUCUAUAUUGCCUUCGUAUUUAAGGAAAAGAAAAAGAAGUCUGCGCUCUUUGAAGUAGCUGAGGUGGUACCCGUGAUGACCAACAACUACGAGGAAAAUAUCCUUAAAGGCGUGAAGGAUUCAAACUACUCCUUAGAGAGUUCUUUAGAACUUCUCCAGAAAGAUGUUGUGCAGUUGCAUGCGCCUCGCUACCAGUCCAUGCGUAGAGAUGUGAUAGGUUGUACCCAGGAGAUGGACUUCAUCCUUUGGCCCCGCAAUGAUAUUGAGAAGAUUGUCUGUCUCCUGUUCUCCAGAUGGAAAGGGGCUGAACAUGAACCAUUCAGGCCUGUUCAGGCCAAGUUCGAGUUUCAUCACGGAGACUAUGAGAAACAGUUUUUGCAUGCUGUUGGUAGGAAGGACAAGGCUGGGAUGGUUAUGAACAACCCCAACCAGUCUGUCUUUCUCUUUAUGGACAGACAGCACUUACAGACUCCAAAAGCCAAGCUCACAGUUUUCAAGUUGUGCAGUCUCUGUCUCUACCUGCCACAGGAUCAGCUGACUUGUUGGGGGGUUGGAGACAUCGAGGACCACCUCCGUCCAUACAUGCCUGAUUAGGAGAAACCGAUAGAAAACUCCACUCGAGGCCUCGAAGCAAGUUGUCCUCAUCAACACGUCCCUCAGUUGAAUAGAAUUGAACUUGUGCUUGGAACUCUCGUUUUUGUUAACCACUCAUUUUCAUCUUGAGAUUAAUUUAGCGCUUUGUUUUGUUUUUUAAUUCGACCAGUUUUGGUUUGGUUCAUCCCAUCUGCCUUCUCUUUGAUAUCAGUUUUAUUUGAACCUGCAUGAACAUUGAUUUUGAGUGGUUGUUCUCUUGGAGCUGCACUGUCAACAAUACCAGUCACCGAAGGAACUCUUUACAUUAAGGAAAAGCAAAAUGCCCGAACCAGUCUUUCAGAUGUGGUCCUCUUGAUGUGUUGGACCGGCUUUAACAUCUGUGUUGUGAGGGAUAGUUAACUCUUAGUAUUGGGGGAAUGACAGUAGGGAUUCAUGAGUAUCUGUUAUAAAGGAGGACAAAAGAGCUCAGGCAGUCUUCCAAAAACGCGAACAAUACUUGUUAAAACUCAUUUGGUGUUGGCAUUGCUUCUCAUUCUGUUACUGCGUUAGUUUUUGCUGGACAUUUUAAUUUUGAGUGUCAUUGCUUGCCUAUAAUAAUACGACAAACCUUAUUUCAUGUUGUAUUUCAUGCAUUUUUAGAGGAGUGGUGCCUAAACGGGACGGAGGUGUGGGAUGUCUCUUGACAAACUGUUAUAGGAAUUCUGAUGUUUUUCUUUUUUGGGGGAUGGGAUGGUAAUUGUCAGCAAUCAAGCAGUUCAUGCACUAUAUACGUACAAGCUACUGAUACCAGAUUUAAUCUUUGGUGGUGGGUAUGUGAUGGGAGACUUGUGUUCAUGCUCAUAUACCUAAUGAGAAAUUUCAUAGGGAAACUUAAGAUAAGAUUUGAUUUUCUUUUAUAGACGAACCUGUUCUGAGAGUGCUUGGAAAUUUGGUAUCUGUAAGCCACUUUUGUUGUGAAAUCAUUAUCCACUUUCAAAUACUUGAUGGGAAAGGGCAAGGUUGAUCUGUCUUUAUUAAUGUACCCAUUGUUUGAAUAAUUCUCUUGAAAUAAACUGCUGAACAUAUUCUAA